Messenger RNA from Octodon degus (degu), 3493 nucleotides. It is a transcript of the gene Ncoa4, whose product is annotated as nuclear receptor coactivator 4. Lineage: Eukaryota; Metazoa; Chordata; Mammalia; Rodentia; Octodontidae. Gene Ontology annotation, molecular function: transcription coactivator activity. Gene Ontology annotation, biological process: response to hormone; intracellular iron ion homeostasis. The coding region runs from base 194 to 2092 and encodes 632 amino acids. The record is from RefSeq and is a predicted model, not a curated record. The transcript is spliced from 10 exons.
UGGCCGACCAGGCUACAGGGUAAAGGGCGGCUCGCUCCUGGCGGCGGGUGCCUUAGACGCGCACACGCUACACCGCUAGCACCGAGCGCACCCCUGCUCCGGGAGCGGAAGCUGGCCUCACCUGACGUCCAGUUUUUAAUUUUUGAACUGUUGUGCCGCCGUCUUGCCGGCCUCAUCAGGAACAGUGAGCAAAAUGAACACCACCCAAGAUCAGAGCAGCUGCACCAGUAUCAGAGAACCCCUGCUGAGGUGUAGCGAUGCACGGAGGGACUUAGAGCUUGCUAUCAGUGGAGUUCUCCGGGCUGAACAGCAAAUCAAAGACAACUUGCGAGAGGUGAAAGCCCAGAUUCACAGCUGCAUAAGCCGUCACCUGGAAUGCCUCCGGAGCCGCGAGGUGUGGCUCUAUGAGCAAGUGGACCUCAUCCAUCAGCUGAAAGAGGAGACACUGCAGCAGCAGGCGCAGCAGCUGUACUGGCUCUUGGGCCAGUUCAAUUGUCUUAUUCAUCAACUGGAGUGCACCCAAAGCAAAGAUCUAGCCAAUCAAAUCUCUGUGUGCCUUGAGAGACUGGGAAGUUUGACCCUUAAGCCUGAAGAUUCUACUGUCCUACUCUUUGAAGCUGACACAACUGCUCUGCGCCAGACCAUCACCACAUUUGGGUCCCUUAAGACAAUUCAAAUCCCUGAGCACUUGAUGGCUCAUGCUAGUUCAGCAAGCCUUGGGCCCUUCCUAGAGAAAAGAAGUCACAUUCCAAUGCCAGAGCAGCAGAGUUUUCUGUAUGAGCAGCAGAAGUUGGUGCCCAGCAGCACAGCUGUACCUCUCAGUGAGUGGCUGCUUGGAAGCAAACCUGCCAGCAGUCGCCAAGCUCCUUUCAUGCCCAGCACCAACCCCCAGGACUGGCUGAGCCACAAGUGGAGCUUGGAGAACAGCCAGACAUCUGCUAGAGCCUACGGUGUCUUCAAUGAUGUGUGGGGCAACCUAAAGGGCUUGGAAAACUGGCUGCUUAAGAGUCAUCAACAAGAAGUUCCUGGAAGAUCAAGUUCCCCAAAAUGUAAGAGUCAUUCUACCAGCAGUUCCCUCUCCAUUGAAGUUGAGAAGACUUGCAAUCUAGAGAGCCUUGAUCAAGAUGACAUGGGGCUGUCUGAUUGGCUGGUGACUCCCCAGGAGCCCUGUAAGCUAGAGAAACCUGAGAAUGGCAGCCAUGAAGCCAGUGAGAUCAAGCACCUGUUCUCAGUGUUCCAGGAGCCCUACAGCGUGAGUGAUUGGCUUGCCCAGCCUGCCUCCUGUACCAACUGUCAGGGCAACCAGCCCAAAGGUGUAGAAAUUGAAAACCUGGGCAAUCUGAAGUGCCUGAAUGACCACUUGGAAGCCAAGAAACCACUGUCACUGUCCUCUCCUAGCAUGAUUACUGAAGAUUGGCUUAUCCAGAACCAUCAGGAACCAUACAAAGUUGAGGAAGUAUGCAAAGCUAACGAACCCUGCACAAGUUUUGCAGAAUGUGUGUGUGAUGAGAACUGUGAGAAGGAAGCUCUGUGCCGAUGGCUUCUGAAGAAAGAAGGAAAGGAUAAAAAUGGGAUGUCUUUGGAAGCCAAAUCUGAGGUUGAGAAUCACAAAGAGUUCCUCGAUACAUGGCUCUGUCCUUCUAGAAAAGAUAUAACAGAACAAGCUAAGGCAUCAAAGUCAUUCAGUCCCUCCAGAAUUGCGGAUUCCUUCCAGGCCCUCAGAAACAGUUCCUUGUCAGAGUGGCUCAUCAAAUCCUCAUGCAAAGAAGGGAGCCCCAAGAUAGUGCCAAGUACUGAGGACAGGGCAGGCAAACAAAAGCUUAAAAACCCCAUGACCACUUCCUGGUGCUCCUUUAACACUGCUGACUGGGUCUUGCCUGGGAAGAAGGUGGGAAGCCUCAGCCAGUCCUCUGGAGACAAGUGGCUCCUUCGAAAGAAAGCCCAGGAAGUAUUUCUUAAUUCACCCCUACAAGAGGAACAUAACUUUCCUGCAGACCGUUAUGGCCUCCCAGCUGUUUGUGAUCUCUUUGCUUGUAUGCAGCUUAAAGUUGAUAAAGAAAAGUGGUUGUAUCGAACUCCUUUACAGAUGUGAAGAACCAAAAAACAGACUCCAACUCCAGAGCUUGUUUGCAGAUGUCUCACAUCCAUGAGCUGUGGCUGCCUCACAUUGUGUUCCUAGAUCUGACCAGUCAGCUUAGUUCCUUUCCUACCUAAGUUUGAACUAGCCAAGUAAUCUCAUCGAAUUACAGGCCACUUUGUUACAGAAAGAGGCUAUUUGUUGAUGCCAAGGUAAUUCAGUUCUCCUUGUGGAAGUAUGAAUUCCCACAUGCAUGAGAAAGGUGGUGUCAUGGCUCCUGAGAUUGGGUGUAUAAACUCAUAAAUACCAUCGUUGCCAAAGUAAACUACCUGUGUUUGACAUCCUUCAAGCUAGUGAACUCCUAAGACCUUGUAUUACCUUUUACAUGCUUCUCUUGCUGAGAUUUUUUUCUUGGGCUUAGUGAUGUGAAAUGAUUGUUGUUUAGUUAAUAUACAGCCCAUUGCACACAAAAAUGAGCCCUGCCAAUAUGGUCUUAUUUUUUUCCUUAACAAAAUGUGUAUUAGUAAUUUUGGCUAUGUUGACAUUAAUUAUCAAACAUUUUAGCCAACACAAACAUUUUUUUUUUUUAAUUUGGAAGAAAUUUAGGAACUGCAAAUUUUGCCUUUAUUCCUUUCUGUUGCUAAAUGAGGGAGGCCAUUGGAGGACGCUACUAGUAAAGGAACAUUUUCAUGUUUGUCCCAGCCUGUUUUCUAAUAUUCUACACAUGUACAGGCUCUAAGGAGUCCCAGCUGGAUAUGUAGUACUUGAACUAUUUGCCACUUUAGGGAUUUCUGGUGCAUCCUGUGUAAAUGAAACCUGAGCUUAACACCUGGUGCUUUUGACUAGGGGUGGUCAAUGUCCUAUCCAUACAAACACAGCAUUUCCGUACCUCCAAAAGUACAAUGCAGUGGCAUUUUACUGGACAGGUGGUUUCAACAUUUGUGCCUUGGGGUGCAUACUGAAGUUUUAUGAUGAAACCAUCAGUUUUCUCAAUAUCCUUAAAUUCAUGUUAAAACAUUUUCUGUAGGAGAUAAGAGUUCUUUCACAAUUCUGAGAUCUUUCAAAACUACUAAGCCUUUUAACUGCCUGUGUUACUGGAAAUAAACUUAAGAGGGGAAACAUCAGUCUCACAGUGACACUGUACAGCUACUCCACAAUCCUUUGAACCUUCACAGCUGAAAAGAGCCUCUCAUUUUGUAAUCCUCCCAAAUAUCACUUGAGAAUUAAAAUAAAGGUGAUGGGUAAAAACAACUUACAGAACCUUAUAUUCUUUGUUGCAGGAAACUCAUUUCAUUUUUGAGAUCUAGCACACCAUCAAAACGUAAUUUACAUUAAUCACUAUGGUAAUUAGUAUGUGAAAUAUUCUUAUGCAUUGAUGCAUUUUAUACUUCCAUUAAAAGCAUAACAGCCACACAA